AUGGCGGGUCGAGGCUACGCGCCCCCGACGAACUUCGGCGAGGCCCCGAAGGGGUACGUCCCGGGCAUCGGGCGCGGCGCCGCGGGCUUCAUGACCCGCUCCGACCUCGGCGGAGCCGUCGCUCCGGCCCCAGGACAGACCGGACUCGGCGAGGGCGCGGGCUCUAGGUCCGCGCUCGCCAAGUUUCAACGCGAGAACGCCGAGAAGCAGGCGGAGGCGGCCGCCGCGGGCGGCGGGGGCGACGCCGACGAAGACAAAGAUUUCGACAAGUUCGAGGGCGCAGACGGCGGUCUCUUCGCCAACGCCGAGUACGACGAGGACGACGAGGAAGCCGACCGGAUCUACGCCGAGAUCGACGCGCACAUGGACUCGCGCCGACGGGCCCAACGCGAGGCGCGGUUGAAGGAGGAGCUCGAGAAGUACCGGCGGGAUAAUCCCAAAAUCACCGAGCAAUUUCGCGACUUGAAGCGAAAGCUGGGCGACGUAUCGUACGAGGAGUGGGACGCGAUACCCGACAUCGGCGAUUACACGAUAAAGAAGAAGAAGGACUUCGCGCAGUUCGCGCCCGCGCCGGACACGCUGCUGCAGAGGGCGCUGGACGAGAAAGGGGUGAGCACCCAGGAGGUUGACGACGGCGCGCUGACCGAUCUCAACGCCGUCGGCGAGGGCCGCGGCACCGUGCUCGGCCUGAAGCUGGACAAGCUGUCGGAUUCGGUGUCGGGGCAGACGGUGGUGGAUCCGAAGGGGUACCUCACCGACUUAAAGUCCAUCAAGAUCUCGUCCGAGGCGGAGAUCUCCGACAUCAAGAAAGCUAGGCUGCUCUUGAAGUCGGUCAUCUCGACCAACCCGAAGCACGCGCCCGGGUGGAUCGCCGCCGCGAGGUUGGAGGAACUCGCGGGAAAGCUCCAGGCGGCGAGGAGCUUCAUCCAGAAAGGGUGCGACGCGUGUCCCAAGUCCGAGGACGUGUGGAUCGAGGCUGCGAGACUCAACACGCCGGAGAACGCCAAGGCGAUUCUCGCUCGCGGCGUCGUGUCGUUGCCCAACUCGGUCAAGAUUUGGAUGCAAGCCGCCAAGCUCGAGGCGGAGGACGACCGCAAGCGACGCGUGCUCAGGCGCGCGUUGGAGAACAUUCCCAACAGCGUCAAGCUGUGGAAGGCGGUGGUGGACCUGUCGCGGGAGGACGACGCGCGCGUGUUGCUGUCGCGAGCGGUGGAGUGCUGCCCGCAACACGUCGACCUCUGGCUCGCGCUCGCCAGGCUCGAAACCUACGAACAGGCCCGAAAGGUUCUGAACAAGGCUCGCGAGACGUUGCCCACCGAACCCGCCAUCUGGAUCACCGCGGCGAAGCUGGAGGAGGCCAACGGCAACGGCGCGAUGGUGGGCAAGAUCGUCGAGCGCGCGGUUAAAUCCCUCGGGAAUCACGGAGUAUCCGUCGACCGCGAGUACUGGCUCAAAGAGGCGGAAGCCGCGGAGAAGAACGACCCACCCGCUCUCGCCGUGUGCCGCGAGAUCGUCCGCGUCACCGUCGGCGCGGGCGUCGAGGAGGAGGACAUGAAGCGCACGUGGAAGGCGGACGCGGCGGAGUGCGAAAAGCGCGGGUCCACGCACACCGCUCGAGCCAUCUUGGCGCACGCGUGCGGCGUUUUUCCCGCAAAGAAAGGUUUGUGGGUGCUCGCGGCCAAGCUCGAAAAAUCCGUCGGGGACAGCGCCGCGAUGGACGCUCUGCUGAAACGCGCGGUGGUGCACUGCCCGCGGGCGGAAGUUUUGUGGCUCAUGGCGGCCAAGGAGCGGUGGUUGUGCGGCGACGUUCCGGGCGCGAGGGACGUACUGGAGGAGGCUUUCGUGGUAAACCCGGAUUCCGAGGACAUCUGGCUCGCCGCGUUCAAGCUCGAGUUUGAGAACCGGGAGCCCGAGCGCGCGCGGGUUUUACUGGCGAAGAUUCGGGAAAAGGAAGGAGGCGCGAGCGAACGGGUGUGGAUGAAGUCGGCGAUCGUGGAGCGCGAGGUUGGCGACGUCGCGGAGGAGCGGAGGAUGCUGGCGGGGGGUCUCGAAAAGUUCCCCACGGCUUGGAAGAUGUGGCUCAUGCUCGGGCAGCUGGAGGAGGCGCAAGGGGACGUCGACGCGGCGCGGACGGCGUACACGAAAGGGUGUCGGCGGUGCCACGACGCGAUCCCCCUGUGGACCGCGGCGGCGACGUUGGAGCAGCGAAGCGGCUUUUCGGCAAAGGCUCGCGCGAUUCUCGAGCAGGCGAGGACCCGUAACCCCAAAAACGAGUGGCUGUGGCUCGCGGCGACGCGCCAGGAGCGCGCCGCGGAUCCCUCCGGGGUGGAUCCGGAGGCGAUCAAGGCGGCGGAUGCCCUGCUGUCGAAGGGUCUGCAGGAGUGCCCCGCGAGCGGGGCGCUGUGGGCCGAGGCGGUCAAGAUGGCGCCGCGGCCGCAGCGCAAGGCGAAAUCAGUCGACGCGCUGAAGCGAUGCGACAACGACCCUCGAAUCAUCGCGUCCAUCGCGAACCUCUUCUGGCAGGAUCGCAAGGUUGACAAGGCGAGGUCGUGGUUUAACCGUUCGUGCACCAUCGAUCCGGACAUCGGCGAUCACUGGGCGGCUUAUUACCGCUUCGAGUUGCAGCACGGCGGCGACGCCGCGGCGGCGGCUGUGGCGAAGCGUUGCCGGGAGGCGGAUCCCAAGCACGGCGAGCUGUGGCAGCGGGUUGGCAAGAAUGUGAAGAACUGGCACGACGACGCGGAGACGUUGCUGAAGAAGUGCGUGGCGGAGAUGGGCGCGGGGGAGGCUUAGGGUGUACCUUCGAAGGUGCUUGUAACGCGUGACCCUCGGUUGCGGCC
Molecule: messenger RNA, 2840 nt
Organism: Micromonas commoda
Lineage: Eukaryota; Viridiplantae; Chlorophyta; Mamiellophyceae; Mamiellales; Mamiellaceae
Product: mRNA splicing protein
Exons: 2
Coding region: 1-2793 (930 amino acids)
Biological process (GO): mRNA splicing, via spliceosome; positive regulation of primary miRNA processing; spliceosomal tri-snRNP complex assembly
Cellular component (GO): U4/U6 x U5 tri-snRNP complex; catalytic step 2 spliceosome
Molecular function (GO): protein binding
Source: RefSeq, a predicted model, not a curated record